This is a messenger RNA of Lucilia sericata (common green bottle fly), 1938 nucleotides long. Its product is annotated as 60S ribosomal export protein NMD3-like. Gene Ontology annotation, biological process: ribosomal large subunit export from nucleus. NCBI's taxonomy places the organism in Eukaryota, Metazoa, Arthropoda, Insecta, Diptera, Calliphoridae. Gene Ontology annotation, cellular component: cytoplasm; nucleus. The coding region runs from base 152 to 1711 and encodes 519 amino acids. Gene Ontology annotation, molecular function: ribosomal large subunit binding. The transcript has a single exon. The record is from RefSeq and is a predicted model, not a curated record.
ACUGUCAAAUUCAAUAUAGAAAAAAUGAUUAAAAAAACAACCACCUUACCGUUGCCAUCACCUUAUUAAUAAAUCAUAGUUUAAUAACAAAAUACAUAAAGAAAAUAACAGAGGCAAGGUUCUUUUUUUCAUUGCAACCACAAAGAGCAGAAUGGAAUACGUCGAUUUUAACGCUAAAGGUGCCAGAAAUAAUAGUGAAGAGAAUAUCGAAAUCAGAACAAAUACUAUAAAAUGUUGUGAAUGUGGGGUAUCCAUACAACCCAAUUCCCAUAAUAUGUGCUUGACGUGUUUACGUGAACAUAUUGAUAUAACCGCAGGCAUAUGUAAACAAGUCGAACUGCAGUUCUGUAAAGGUUGUGAUCGUUUUUUGCAACCUCCCGGUGAGUGGAUAAAUGCCAAAUGGGAAUCCCGCGAACUGUUGGGCCUAUGUCUAAAAAAACUGAAAGGUUUAAAAAAUUUACAAUUAAUUGAUGCAUGUUUCAUAUGGACAGAACGUCACUCAAAACGUCUCAAGGUAAAAUUAGUAGUAGAAGGAAAUCCCGCGGAUUUUUCUUCACUACGUCAAGGUGUUAUUAUCGACUAUACAAUUCAAAAUCUUAUGUGUAAUGAGUGUCAUCGUGUCGAAGCCAAGGAUUAUUGGCGUUGUGUAGUUCAAGUGAGGCAGCAUGCGGAAAAUAAAAAGACCUAUUUGUAUUUGGAACAAUUAAUUCUGAAGCACAAAGCUCAUGAAAACACCUUGGGUAUUAAGCCAGUGCACGGAGGUUUAGACUUUUACUACGCCUCCGAAAAUCAUGCCCGUAAAAUGGUGAAUUUCUUAGAGAGUAUGGUUCCUGUAAAAGUAACGCCAUCAAGACGUUUAAUUUCACAUGAUCAAAAUAGCAAUAUUCAUCAUUAUAAAUAUACUUGGUCCGUAGAAAUUGCUCCUCUAUCAAAAGACAGUCUAGUUUGCCUGCCGCAAAAGCUCAGGCAUCAACUCGGCAACUUGCCACCUUUGUGUUUGGUACAUAGAGUUACUCAUGGAAUGCAUCUGAUAGAUCCAAUGACAGCACAAUUAUCCGAAUUAAGCGGUCUAAAUUAUUUUCGAUCACCGUUUUCUGCCAUUUGUAAUCCAAAGCAACUGAUUGAAUUUAUUGUAAUGGAUGUUGAGCCGUUCCGUGAAAAUGAUAUUAAAAAUGCGCCAGGCAAGGGUCAAAAAUCAUGCCGCCAUCAAUUAUGCGACAUUUGGUUAGUGCGUGCAUCGCAACUAGGUACUAAUGAAAAUAUAACACAUACUCGUUCACACCUGGGUCAUGUUCUCAGCGUGGGUGAUUCCGUUAUGUGUUAUAGCAUGAGGGAAAUUAAUAUCAAUGAGGCAGAGUUUGAUAAAUUGCAUUCAGAUCAAAUUCCCGAUAUAAUAAUCGUUCGUAAAUGUCACGAUCGUACAGCCCGCAAUAAGCAACGGCUUUGGAAACUUAAACACUUAACAUAUGGCCCGGUGGACGAACGUAUCGUCAGAGAUAAACUUGACUUUAUAGAAGAUUUGGAAGAUGAUGCAGAGAUACGAAAAAAUGUUAAUAUAUAUCGAGAUCAUACGAAAACUGUUUUGAAUGAUAUUGAGGGUGAAAAAACUGACGCAAUUACACCUGUAGAAUUAGCAGAGAUAAUAGAUGAACUCUCUAUAAAUACAGAUGUACCAUCUGCAAAUGAGGAAUGUGCAAUAGAAGUACAUUGAUUAAAAAAAAUGUAUUUCACACUUAAUUUUAUGUUUAAGAAACAAAAAAGCUAUGUUAUUAAUGUGUACAAAAUAUAUCGUAAUUUGGCUCCAAAUGAGUCCUAGUUUCGAGUAAAGUGUAUAUUUAAAUUGAUUGUAUUACUUUUUAAAUAACUUAGGUCUACUUAUAUAUUGAAUUAAAAAUUAAGCGCUAAAUAAAUUUUAACUUUUUUAGGAAAAUUUUAAAA